AUGGCGGUUAUGGUCCCGAACUCGACGGUGGCAGUGCUGAGCGGCAGUGACGACUAUGCAGCCGCGGAGCACAUGAGUGACGUCGAAGCAGGCCAUGAAGCUCAUCGGCGAGCAAGUGAAGCUGAGGACGAAGAGGAAGAAGACGAUCUAUUCAAGAAUGCUUUCGGCGAUAUGAAGGAGUCUCCCGAGGAGGAGGACGACGACGACGAUGACAGCGACAUUUCCGAGAUCACAGCCGUUACGCCUGCCAACCCCGAUAAGCUCAAAAUCAACGGCAAAUCAGCCCAACAAAUUCUCGACCUCGACAACGAAGCCGAACACACUCCAAACUGCCACCCGCACCGCAAAACAUCCACACCACCCACUUCCCCAAAACCCACCCAACCCACAACAACCCCCACCACCUCCCUCCUCCCGACCGGCCCCAAAGAAGCAAAUCUACAAAAAGACCUCCGUCCCGCCCUCCGCCGACACCACCGCAUCCAUCUCCACACCCUCACCUUCGCACCCCGCCACCCUCGCCCCCUGCCCCAAACCCGCUACCUCAUCUCCGUCCUCCACGCCUCGCGCAAACAAACCCUCUCCACCUCCACCUCCUCCUCCGGCUCAAACCAAGAAAAACAUCAUAUCUGGAUGCUUGGAAACCGCCUCACGACCAUUUCCACGGUGAGACAUACUUAUACCCUUACUAAUCUUUCCGCGGAGCCAGUGGUGCUGGUACAUGGUACUGAGAGGCUGAGGGAUAGGGAUUUGGUGAGCCAGGUGGAUUAUUUCGGGGAUAGGUAUAUUUGUCUUCGCGCGGUAUAUCUUCGGGAUCCGGCCACGGGAGUGAGGAAUCCGGAAGCCAGGGGUAGGGGUUUAUUGGAGGGGUUGGUUGGGCGACCGGUUUUGAGUAGGGAGACGGAGGUCGUGGUGCUGGACGAUUGA
This is a messenger RNA of Recurvomyces mirabilis, 927 nucleotides long. RefSeq lists its product as uncharacterized. The coding region runs from base 1 to 927 and encodes 308 amino acids. The record is from RefSeq and is a predicted model, not a curated record. The transcript has 2 exons. NCBI's taxonomy places the organism in Eukaryota, Fungi, Ascomycota, Dothideomycetes, Mycosphaerellales, Teratosphaeriaceae.